This is a messenger RNA of Lampris incognitus (smalleye Pacific opah), 6435 nucleotides long. RefSeq names its product kelch-like protein 25 (gene enc2). Gene Ontology annotation, molecular function: protein binding. The record is from RefSeq and is a predicted model, not a curated record. NCBI's taxonomy places the organism in Eukaryota, Metazoa, Chordata, Actinopteri, Lampriformes, Lampridae. Bases 160 to 1929 code for a protein of 589 amino acids. The transcript has 12 exons.
GCAGGGAGAAGCAGACGGGUCCCGGCUAUUGUUAGUGAUAAUGAUUUUAUCUACUAAGUCGAUCUUCAAGAUUCUUUGGAUUUAACCACACGUCUAAAGCACAACAAAUUUGGAAAUAUCGUUCCGGGUAAUUCCCUGGAGGUGCCAAACGAAUCUGUCAUGUCUGUGAGCGUGCAUGAGAAUCGCAAGUCCCGCACCAGCACAGGUUCAAUGAACAUCUCUCUGUUCCACAAGCCCUCGCACCCCGACAGCGUCCUGACACACCUGAACACACUGAGGAAGCAGUGUAUGUUUACUGAUGUCACUCUGUGGGCCGGGGAUCGCUCCUUUCCAUGUCACAGGGCAGUUUUGGCAGCAUGCAGUCGCUACUUUGAGGCGAUGUUCAGUGGAGGCCUGAGAGAAAGUCUGGACAGUGAUGUCAACUUCAGAGACAGCAUACACCCAGAGGUUUUGGAGCUACUGCUGGACUUUGCCUACUCCUCCCGAGUCAUCAUUAACGAGGAGAAUGCAGAGUCGUUGUUGGAAGCGGGGGACAUGUUGCAGUUCCAUGACAUUCGGGAUGCGGCUGCAGAGUUUUUAGAAAAGAACCUUCAUUCCUCCAACUGCCUGGGAAUGAUGCUGCUAUCAGAUGCCCAUCAAUGUAAAAGACUGUAUGAGCUUUCAUGGCGGAUGUGUCUAGUCCAUUAUGAAACGGUAAGAGAAACAGAGGAUUUCUAUAGUCUAUCUCAAGACAAACUGCUUGAGCUGAUACUGAGUGAUGAGCUGGAGAUAGAAGAUGAACAGGUUGUAUUCAAUUCUGUAAUGCGGUGGGUUCGGUAUGACUUGGAGGGAAGACGCCACCACUUACCAGAGCUGCUGAAGGGCAUCAGGUUGGCACUGCUGCCAUCUGAAUGUCUAUUAGAGGCUGUGGCAUGUGAAGAGCUGGUAAUGGCUGACAAGAGGAGCAGGUUAAUAGUGGAGGAGGCAAUGCAGUGUAAAAAGAAAAUUCUUCAAAACGAUGGAGUGGUGACCAGUCCGUGCGCUAGACCACGCAAGGCAGGACACACGCUACUUAUUCUGGGAGGACAGACAUUCAUGUGUGACAAGAUCUACCAGGUUGACCAUAAAGCUAAGGAGAUCAUCCCGAAGGCAGACCUGCCUAGCCCAAGGAAGGAGUUCAGUGCUUGUGCUAUUGGCUGUAAGGUUUACGUGACGGGAGGAAGAGGUUCAGAAAAUGGAGUGUCUAAAGACGUCUGGAUCUAUGAUACUGUCCAUGAAGAGUGGUCUAAAGGAGCACCCAUGCUUAUAGCCAGGUUUGGCCAUGGGUCAGCUGAACUAGAGAAUAGUCUGUACGUUGUAGGAGGUCAUACAGCUAUAGCGGGGGUAUUCCCUGCCUCACCCUCAGUAUCCUUAAAACAGGUUGAGCGAUAUGACCCUCUAAGUAAUAAGUGGACAAUGAUGGCUCCCCUAAGAGACGGAGUCAGUAAUGCAGCGGUGGUCAGUGCCAAACUAAAACUCUUUGUAUUUGGAGGAACAACCAUCCACAGAGACAAGGCCUCUAAGGUCCAAUGCUAUGACCCAGUGGGCAAUCGCUGGAAUAUUGCGGCUGAAUGUCCCCAGCCUUGGCGCUACACAGCAGCUGCUGUCCUGGGCAGUCAGAUCUUCAUCAUGGGUGGUGACACUGAAUUCACUGCUGCCUCAGCCUAUCGAUUUGACUGUGACACCAACCAGUGGACUCGAGUUGGCGACAUGACGUCCAAGCGGAUGAGCUGCCAUGCAGUGGCCUCGGGGAAUAAGCUCUAUGUGGUCGGAGGUUAUUUUGGGACGCAGCGGUGUAAAACAUUAGACUGUUAUGAUCCCACCUCCGAUAGUUGGAACUCCAUCACCACUGUGCCUUAUUCUCUGAUCCCCACUGCCUUCGUUAGCACGUGGAAACAUCUGCCUGCUUAACUGGGAGAGACUGGGGAUGAAUUAUCAAAGAUAUUUGCAUGGCCCAUUGGGAAAGAACAGCUAGCUGAAAGAAAUGUUUGGAGACUCCAUACAACACCCACACGUGUCUUCUUCAACGUGGGCGUGGCUGUUUCCCCGAUGGGACCAACCUUAAAAAAGAGAAAGAAGGAAGAAAAAAAAAAAGCAAAAAGAGACUCCUGGCCAAUCUUCACCUCAAAACCACAGACUCAUUCCUCCUGAGUGGUGUGGCUAACAGGCCAUUAAAUACCACCAGGUGUCAAAGCACAAAGAGAGGAUUAUACUCAGCGCAAUGCUUCCUGUGAUGUGAUGCUACUCAGACACUGACGGACUGAUGGAUGGACAGAUCAUAUGACACUAAUCAAACUGACUGAGGGUCAGUUGAACAAAUACAUAAUCUGACCAAUCAACCAGACAUGAUGUACAGGCUGAAUGGGGGGGGGGUCUGCUAAGUGUUUUUCGAUAAGAGUUUGAAUCUCUGAAUGUCUUAUUUGUUGUCAAAUUUGUUACUAGACCAUUCCACAUCUGAAAUUAUAAGCUGUAGGUGUUUAAGGUGCUGCCACAUUUACAAAUUUACAGUUUGACCAAAUCAUUCCCAAAGAACGAUUUUAAACUAAAAAAACAUCCCUGACAUUCCUCUAGAAAUAAUGUUUUUAUAUGAACAAAGGUUCUCACUGACCUAAACGCUGUAAAACUAUUUUAAUUUAGUGUUAUAAAAAAUGUAUUCACUAACUAAAUUUAUUUGUAUUAGUGCCAUAUGUCCAGUAUUACCAAAUAUUUUACUGUAUGCAAGAAUGAAAUUUAAGUUUGAGGCACUAGUCCGGCAAACACAUUUGUGCCACUAUAUUGCAACCAUUUCCAUUAUUGCCAAUCUGUUAAUCUAGCAGUUGGCUGGUGCCCUAAAUAAUUGGAUUUUAUGUUUGGCUUUCAGAAAAAUAACCAGAAAAAAAAACCUAUUGAAGUCAACAUCUGAAUCUUACAAAGUUUAUAAUCUGUUUUAAGUGGAGACUGUUUUUUAAAGUAAACUGCUGGUAGCAGUGCAAGUAUAUUCUUAAAGGGAUACCUCAUUAUUUUGAAUUUGCCAGGUACAUGUCACAUUAAAUAGGGUUUGAUGUUGCAUUUAAAAUCUCCUUACAACUACAUGCCUGGUGUCAUCUUUCAGGUUGUGCUGAUCGCUAAUCACGGUUAACUUUAUUGCAACCAGGUCAGGAAAAAGGUGGAGGUUGUGCAUAUAGUCAUGCGGCAACAUUAAUAUUACAGAAUGACCUGAUGAUCUACAAAAGCACAAUGUUUAGAUUGAAAACAGUCAGCGCAGUUGACCUAAAAAAAAUUUCGUUAAUCAGUUACAAAACAGCCAACUAGGCAAAGCAACUAAUUUUGACAAAAUAUGUAUUUACAGUACUAGCUAGUAAGGUAUUAGCCACCUACGCUUAGUCACUGUGGAAACUGGAUAUCAUUACGCAAUGGUGUUAAUUAGCUGAGAGAUGCUAGCUGAUAUUAUUCAACCACAAGAUAAAAUGACCUCAAUCCAAAUGGCACAAAACGUGGAAAAAUAGCACAGAAGUUAACUUUUUCAUAUGCUUUCAGUUUUGGUAAUCAUGUAGGCAAUCAUUCAAGAGGUCAAAAUGACUUUUAAAGUCAACAGUGGUAUUUUGCAGGAAGUAAACCUUAAACCUUUACAUCUUGGAUGGGAAAUGACAAAUUGAGUCUUUCCCUGUAAGCAAAGAAAAAAAAUGUUACUAUUCUAAAUGUGGGAAGCCACUAGCUAUUUACCCAAAAAUUAUUUUUGCCCCUUGCCCCAAGUUGAGCGAUUAGGUUUCCUCGUCAUAACGCCAAAGGGUUGAGAUUUUGCACCUUUGCAGGGCUCUACAGUGGCAUUCAUGUUUUCCUAAUGGCUGAAGUUAAGGAGAGCUUACGAGAAACAAGCUUGAUGUAUGGUAAUAACUUUAAAUUUCCAUUCGUAAUUUAAAAUCUCCAUUUGAAUUUCUAAGGAGUAUGUAUUCGUUUUUAGGAGCGUAUGCAAGUAAAACUGUAAUUUUAUGGAACUGUGCGCCUGGAACAGCAGCAUUAGAGGAGGUCAGUACAGUUAACUCCCCAGUGUGACUGAGUCAGAAGUUGAACCUUAAAGUGACCAGGGUUUCACAUGGUAUGCAACCCUAUGCUUGGGGUCCUGUGUGUAAAUCUAAAAUGGCUAUGCACAUAGAUGCAAAUUCAAAUUAUCCAACAUGAACUGACAAGACAUGAUCUACAUCCUGUCCAAAAAGUUCACAAUUGAGCAGAAGUGAUUUUUUUUUUUUAAUCCACCUCUAUGAUUUGUAUAAAAAUGCAUUAUCCGUGAUGUGACUUGGUUUGGGAUUUAAAACUUUUCCCUCCUUGUGGGAGAUCAUAUCAGGUGUCCAUUUAAAUUUGAAAGAUGGUUCAAAUCAAGUAAACAACACUUCUGCAGGACAACGUUGUGGACAGCUGUAUAUUUUUCUUUCUGGUAUUACAUAACAUUUGCACUUUUCCCCAGUCAAUUUCAUAAGUGAUGUACAAAGAGUGUCCCGGAGGCUUUGAUAUCGAGUGUAAAAUAGUUGAAAAAAAAAUGCCUCUACAUUUCUUAACUUGUUAUUCUAGUUUGUGGAGAGGGAUUUUGACAAUGUCACACAACCCUAAAAAAAAAAAAGAAGCUCCAAAACAGUGAUUUUAGUGUGCUGGAUUUUUUUAAAGGAUUUGAAGUGAAUGCAAGGAAGAUUGUUUUUGAAAGAACUUUUUUGAACGAACUGAUUUGGGAGAAAAAGUGGGACCUUUUUGAGAAAGACACGGGUAGAUAAUGUUUUUACUGGUGAAAAUAAACAUGGACUCACUUUUUUGAACUGUGGUUAGCUUUUCUAUGUUGAACAAAAAGCAGGAGGAAGAAGUAACGGGGAGAGUUAGCAAUGCUUUACUUUGGCUGAACAUUUUCUCUCCAUUUUUCUCCCUUGUGACACCACCCCCAUAGGAGUUUAAAGCUUGUGUGGUAAAUUACCACGUUUGGAGCUCAGGAUUCAGCACCAUUUUCACUAAUUUGGAAUAAGUAGUUAAUGUCAUCUCUUCUAUGAAUAUACAAACAAAUUUAAUUGGCAAAAACGCUGUUAUCCCAGCGGUUCGGCUGAUCCCUGGGGAAGGCAGCGCUGAAGGAUUAACUGCGUCCGAGUUGUUGAAUUAUUGUAUGCGCUAAGGAGUGAAAAUAUUCUGUCAAGGCAAAAUGUUGCUUGAAUUCAAGGACUUAAGCCUUAUCCCCCUCCUCAGACCUGGGUAAAACUGUAGUAAAACACAGAUUUGGAGAGCUGGACUAUUUUAGGGAGUCAUUUUUCAUCACUUUGCCAGAAGCUAAACUUGCCAUCAUAAUCCACCUCUCCUGUUACCAUUAGGUUCUGAGAAGAGAUGAGUACUUUUUUACUUUUUGCAUGCUGAACUGAAUUCGAUUAAUUAGGGGGAAAAAAAGAGCAAUUUGAAAAGUUGUGAACAAACCAUUUCUGCAAAAUGAGCAGCAAGCAAGCAUUGGACUCACAAUGGAGUCCAGUUUGAGGCUGCGUUGCUGGACAUUCCUUAUAUUACUCAAAGCUUUGCAUGUUUUUCUGGCAUCCAAAAUGUUUCCAAACUACUUUUUUUCCCAGGUCUGCCUGCUUGUUUUCUUGCUGUGAAUUCCCUGUGCCUAAUGUUAACACUGUUGGGAGACAUUGGCCUAGAGCUGUCUUUGUUGACCUGUGGGAAUAAAAAUACGUUUUGAUUCUCACCGAUUGGUUCUUAUAAAACUGAUGUGCUUUUCGAUGUUUUUAAAGGUCUGACAGAGAUCAUGAAGUCUGUUUCAAUUCAUUUACCUUAUAAAAGCCCUUACUUUUUUGAACACCCGUUUAAUUUUUGUAAUUCAAGCUCCUCUCACAUGAAAUGAUCAGAAUGCGAUCAUGCGAGUGGUUGAGUCCAUUCUCAUCUCAUUGCUGAACCACUACUUUACCUUAAUCCCAACCUAGCCUUAACCCUCAAUUUACCCACAGUCUAUUUAAACCUGUACAUCAUGUUAGGUUUGAACCAUUGUGAAAGAAAAACAUUAAGGUAAAAAAAAAAACUACGCAUGCAACACUGUCACACUGCCUAGGUUAAAUAAUGUGUUAAAAGCAACUGGAAGCCCCAUCCUCCCAUUUUCAGGUAAAGUCCUUAAGAAGGUGCCGUAAAAUUUGCUUGGCCCACUAAAUUACAGAGUGGACUUUAAGCCAUGGAACAGAGGAUUAAAGAGGCCGUGUUUCUACUGCUCCUAUUUCUGCAUCACAGGAUAGAAGCGAUGAUACUCAAUGGGGAAAAGAGCUUAUUUUCAUUUGAACUAAAUCUCCAAAAUGCCUGAAUCAAAUCUCAUAUGACAUGAUGUAAGUUUACUCCAAGUUGCCAUCAAGCUCAAAAAGCAGGUAUUUUCAACAAAAUAUCUACAUCCUUGAAGAUUACAGGAGGGAGGCCAAAACUUGGAAGCACAAC